This is a messenger RNA of Styela clava, 1254 nucleotides long. Lineage: Eukaryota; Metazoa; Chordata; Ascidiacea; Stolidobranchia; Styelidae. The record is from RefSeq and is a predicted model, not a curated record.
AUGGCUUGUUGGUAUUCAACAAACGUCAAGACACUAUUAAUCACUACAUUAACUGUUAUUUAUGCACCUAGAAAGACUAGGAAGAAAAGUGUGAUGGAUUCAUUGAUUGUCCGUUCCCAUGGGAAGAAGAAUGCAGGGAUUGUGCAAACAAACCAGCAUUCUGCUCUCGACUUUCAUUUACUGGGUUUGUUUGCUGUUAUUGGAAAUUUAAUCGUGGCAAGCAGAUCGAUUCGAAACAUCUUCUUUCCUGAGAAACAACUUUCAAAGAUUGAAUUAAUCAACAAAUCUUUGAUAUUUAACUUAUCACUCUCGGACUUACUUGUAGGGAUAUAUACAUUGGCCAUUUGCAUCAAGAAUGCAACAAUAACAAAGAAUUAUUGUAAAACGGACAGACAAUGGCGAAGUGGUUCCACAUGUUCUGCUCUUGGAACUUUACUUUUGAUUGGAUCAGAAAAUUCUGUAUUUACUCUAAUCAUUAUUACAGGAUUUCGAAUGAAAACUGUACUGAGGUACGACAGACAUCAUUUGUAUUCAACUAUAAAUAAAAACGAUGUUGGAAAUUUGUCUCGUGCACUUCUAACAAAACAGAGAUUUGAAGAUGAUCCAGCUAUAGAAAAAAAACUUGGAACAUGGUCGUUGCUAGAAUCUCUAAUCAGCGAUUUGAAUUCGACAUACAAGGUUGAACGUAGGUUUGGAUAUUACUCCACUCACGGGGUUUGCCUUCCCACUUUGUUCCCAAACCCUGAUACUGACACUGCUUGGUUGUAUUCACUGUUCAUCCUGAUCAUGAACUUUUUGGCAUUCUUCGUCAUCUUUGUCGGAUACGUCAAAAUAUACAGGAAAACACAAGAAAAGAAUGCUGCCGUCAGCGACAAAUUAAAGGCAGAAAGAGCAAUAAAAAUGCAACAAAAAAUUAGUCGGAUUAUUCUCACUGAUUUUCUCUGCUGGAUGCCUGUCUGCAUAAUGGGCUUCUUACAAGUUUCUGGCAUCAACAUACCAUAUGAUGCAUACGUUCCUGCAGGUUUGAUUAUUAUUCCGAUCAACAGCGGCCUCAAUCCUUUCCUAUAUUCUGAUGGCCCUGAUUACGUGUGGGAGAAACUAAGCCCUGUCAGAUCUUGGAUUUACGAAAAUAUCAUGGGACGAUGUGUUCGUGAUGAGAAGAAACCAAGUGGUAACAAAAGAGAUUUUCAGAGGAGUUCACGUCAACAGAUGGAUAAUUUAACAACGCCAUCACAAAGAGUCCUGGGUACUUAA